AUGAAGGGCCUAAACCGUUGGUUGACAGGCAAUGGCAGGACGGGGACAAUGACUAGUAAUACCGAGCGCCCUGUCAGCCGCACAACCGCCGGUGCAUCUUCCCCUACCGUCGAUUCCGCUGUUGCUCCAACGCCCUCCUCUUCCCAUUCUUUUGAGUCGCCUUCCCCUUCACCACAACCCGCGACGCCGGUCGACUCGUCGUCACACAUUAAUUAUCUCGGCCUCAGCCCAACACGCACCAAGCCCAUCAACAUCGCCAUCCCCAAGAUCCGCACCUCCAAUUCUGCAUCGCCCGUCGCCGCCCACUUGGACAUUGGCAAAAGCAAACAGCCGAACCGCAUAUCUGGAAUCGAUCAAGCCUGCGACUCGGCCUUUGAACUCGGCCCCGACCGCGAUUUGAACUUCGAUCUCACAAUCACCAUUGACGACUACGAUACAGAAAUGACGACAGGACCGGCGCUCGACUCGGCCUUUGGCCGCAGUCGCCAGGACUCCUUCGUGAGCGCUGGCCCCAAACCCAUCUCCAUGAAUCCCAAUCGCGACCACGGGCGCGCGCGCCGGGAGAGCCUUGCUGGUAGUUUGAUGAACGGUAUGAGCUGGGGGGGCAUCUCGGUGGGCAGUUACAUUAAGGACGAACAUUCUGGCCUCACGUGUGAAUCAUUCACUGUAAUCCGAAUCUGUUGUGCCUUGACUGACGCUUUCGGCUCCCGCUGCAGCCUUCUCAUGACCGGAACGUCGCCAUUCGCGGGCGCGUAUCAGUCGCCCUCGUUCCACUCUUCCUCUUACAUCCCUAAGAUGGAGGCUGAGUUCUUGCGACACUUUACGUGCUGCGACCAAGAGCUGGAAACGAUGCACGACCUAUUGCGUCAUUAUGAAACGGAACACACUGGCGUAAUUCAGCCGAGCAGAGCCGGCAACCAGAUGAGCCAAAGAAUACCUACCAGUAGACCCUCCAUCGCAAAUACUUCAAUGGACAAUGGGCGCCAGGGUUCGCAAGGGUUCCACACCCAGGCUCAUUUCAGUCUGGGCCAACAAAAUGGCGGCGCAAUAAAUAACGGUAUGGCCGGCAUGGGAUUUGGAGGUAUGCAAUUGGGAGGUCAGUCGGGCAUGAACCACUCGGCGCACAAGCAGUCCCAUUUGCUUAAUGUGCAAACCAACGACGAGCUGGACGCUAUUGCGGACAUGGAGAUGGACGACACCAUUGGCACCAUGGAGAUGGACGACAACAACCAGAGAACCAUCCAACAGACGCGCCAAAUGUUCGGUCAACAGCAGCGCCCGCAACUCCAGCUGAAUAUGAACAGCACCAGCAUGUCCCAGCAGGCAUUGCGAACCUCGCAACCAUCAACACCCGGUGCCACCGGUUUCGGCUUCCCCAACAACCCCACUGUCUCCUCUGUCAACACCCCAACAUUAACAACACAGCAAGCACUGGGCGGGCGGGCCGGUGCUGGUGCUCACGGCCUGGAUGAUGACCUCUCCACCGAUCUCAGUGCCAACAUGAACCUCAAUGACUUCUCAGGAUUCGGCCAAGAUCUGCAGUUCUUCAUCGACAAUCCCGCCAAGCAUCUGUACGAUCCGAGUGGCGCGUCUGCGCAGCAGCGCAAUCUUCAACAGCAGAUGGCUCAAUUCGGCCUGGACCAGUCUCAAUUCGGAGACAUUACGGAUCCCCACCAACUUGCCGUCCUCCAACGUGCCAUCAGCGCAAACCCAGCCGGUCUAAUGAUACCCAGAGAGGAGGACAAACCCUUCAAGUGCCCCGUCAUUGGAUGCGAGAAGGCCUACAAGAACCAAAACGGUCUGAAGUACCACAAACAGCACGGACACCAGAACCAGCAGUUGCAUGAGAAUAAGGACGGCACCUUCUCCAUUGUCAACCCGGAAACGUCUGCGCCGUAUCCUGGUGAACUAGGUAUGGAAAAAGAGAAACCCCACAAGUGCGAAUACUGCAACAAGCGAUAUAAGAAUCUGAACGGUCUCAAAUACCACAAGUCUCACUCGCCGGCCUGCGAACUUGCAGCUCAGGCUGCCGGGCUCCGAAGUGCCUUUGCCAACGCCGCUAACAACCCAAUGUCAAUGAACAUGGCCAAUGGACUGCCCGGCAUCGGCGAAGACAUGCAGAUGUAG
Pseudomassariella vexata is the source of this 2127-nucleotide messenger RNA. RefSeq lists its product as uncharacterized. NCBI's taxonomy places the organism in Eukaryota, Fungi, Ascomycota, Sordariomycetes, Amphisphaeriales, Pseudomassariaceae. Bases 1 to 2127 code for a protein of 708 amino acids. The transcript is spliced from 4 exons. The record is from RefSeq and is a predicted model, not a curated record. Gene Ontology annotation, cellular component: nucleus.